Messenger RNA from Ziziphus jujuba (common jujube), 2362 nucleotides. RefSeq lists its product as uncharacterized. Lineage: Eukaryota; Viridiplantae; Streptophyta; Magnoliopsida; Rosales; Rhamnaceae. The transcript has 3 exons. The coding region runs from base 1558 to 2145 and encodes 195 amino acids. The record is from RefSeq and is a predicted model, not a curated record.
AGGGUUGGUGUUGUUGGGAACUUGGGGAUUAACAAGGAUUGAAGGAAGAAUAGUAGGAGAAAAGGUGGGAGUCAAAUAUGCCUACAUGUCGUUUAAUCAUAAUGUGUGAAAUAGACCCAAAUGCCAAAAUUAAAGCACUUGACCUUCCAGCCCAAAUACAGACUUAGAGCCAGUUAAAAACAUUUCGGUUUAUAUACUGUCAAAAUCCUUAGUAAUGCAUAUCUUUUCUAUAAUUCGAAGCCUCAAGGUUGGAGACAGACUAUUCCUCCUCGGACAUCUUCAUGGUAGAAGGUGGAGCAUAUGUAGAGGUUAAUGUGGAUGCAAAAUGAUUUUGACACUUCUUUGUUCUUGUCCCCCUAAAAAAAAAAAAAAAAGAGAAAAAAGAAAAAGAUAAAUUAUGAAAAGGAAAUUAGCUCAUACUGCAAUGGUGAAAUUGAAAAAUCUUUUGGCAGUUGGCACUUGGGAUCACCGAGCCAACUUUGUCUAUCAUCUUCAACCCAGAUAUGUCAAGUCUCUGGCUCGAUUAUCCCAAGGUGAUGAUUGCCAAGAAAAUGCAAAGGUUUUACUAAUAUAUGGCUUCUAAGUUCUGGAGUCUUCUAACAAACAGCAUCUGGUUUUGGCCUUAAACCAAAAGAUUUAACCAUGUCAAUAGGAACCAAUUGACCGGAUGGUGGGUAUAUUUGGGUUGUUGGGUACUUUGGGUGGCUCUGUUGGUUGACCUCCAUCUCAGUAUAUGACCUCUGGUCUAAUCCACAAGUACUUUUAUGAAAGUGAAUUUUCUGGAUUAUGAUUCAUACCCAUCAAUUUUCUAUGAAAUUUCUGCUAAAAUAUUUGGAUGAUAUUUACUACAAUCUAGAAAUCUGAAUUUUUUAAUUUGAAUGUUUAUUAGUCAAUUCCUGGUUGGAAUUUGAAGUGGCAACUACCAGUCCUUUUAUAUUUAUAUGUUGUUUUGUCUUCUGCUCUUUCACGUGCCACUCCUACAUCUUCAGCUAACUUAUAUUCAAUGACCGUUGAAUGACAAAGCAUUACAAACGGAGAACCAAACUAUUUUACAGUCAUAUAUGUGAAUAAUCGCCAAUAUUCCAAGAACCAUAGUAGAAAAACACAGAAAUGAAAUCAAAUUUUUAAGUGAAACGAGACAAAGACGAAGAAAAAAUUACCGAAAAAUAAAAAUAAUAAAAUUGAAAGAUCGCUGACCUUGGGUUAAUUGCAAAUUGGAAAUAUAAAGAAAGACUAAAAUUAAACAUUUCUUAUAUAUAUAUAUAUGUGUGUGUGUGUGUGUGUGUGUGUGUGUGUGUGUGUAAAAUUAACAAAAAAUAAAAAUAAUAAAAUUGAAAGACCGCUGACCUUGGGUUAAUUGCAAACUGAAAAUAUAAAAGAAAGACUGAAAUUAAAGCUGAAAAUUAUAGUCUAGUACAAGUCAAGUUGCCCCAGAUAAAAUGACAAGCAAAGUAUGAUGGUCCGCAAAGCAUCAGGCUUUGUCUACUAGACUCCAUACGGUGUUUGAAGGGUAGGUUGGAUAAGUAGCUCUUGGGGGGUUAGAGUUAGUUCAUAACUAUGAUGCUUAUUUCUCUUAUUUCUGCCAUUUCACCGGCAGAACUGAGAAAAUCAAGGAGUGACUCAGCAGCCAGAAAGUUGAUGAACAUGAAGCAUAUAGAGGAGACUGUAACUGUUGGUGCAAUGAUAAAAGACUCUGUUCCAUCGCCACCACCACCUCCACCGCCAUUUCCAAGGUUCUCGGUUAGGAAGAGUGUUCCACUAAGCGUCACAAAUCAAGAAAUUGCUAAGUUCUGGAGGAACAAACUCAUUGUGGAAGAAGAUCACCUCCUUGCUGCUAUUAAAGCUGCUGCACGCCUUAGGGCCCGUAAUCUCUCGGAGGAGGAUUACAGAUGCUUUGAAGAGUCAUUGGAUGAUAAGGACAGGGAGAGUAAAGCUGUUAUUAUCACUGACAUAAAAAAUAAUGAGAAGAACAAUGAAGUUCGUGUUGGAAUAAAGGACUGGUGGACAAAAAGCAAUUAUGCAUACUUGAACCAACCGGCCAUGGAUUCCAAAGAUCAUCCCAAAAGACGAACCUCUAAUUAUAUUCCCAAUUGUUUCCCUUACAAACCCAUUCCUCUGUAUCCUACCUCCCUCGGCGUUUUUUAGUUUCGCUGCUUCAGUGUUCAGUCUGUGCGGCAAAUGGGUGGUUUACUAGCUGUUAGUGUUCAUGUUUUGUCUGUGUGGUGAUAAACCAUGUAUUCUUUGGAAUAAUGAGUGUGCUCGUUUGCAUAGAUCAGUUUUCUCUUUUAUGUUUGAUAGAUUCAUAUAUAGGAUUGAAUUGGUUAGACUGAUUUUCUGAAUAAACAAACUUUCCUUUUGUGUA